GUCUGUCUGGUUGAAACCCUAGUAGGACACCAGGCGAGCGGCGGCGGCGGCGGCGUGGUUAGCCAUGUCUUCUCUUCUCAGCCCACCAAAGCCAGAAAUCGAGUUCAAAGAGGCGGAGGGGAAGGAGGAAAGAAGAUGGAAAGCGAGUCCGCUAUGGGGACGGAGGGGGAAUCCGGCAAGGAGCAGGAUUUGCUGUUGGAUCCGGGGAGGAAACUCGGGAAGAUGGAAAUCGAGUUAGGGAAGUGGACGGAGCAGGCUUCCGGCAAGGAGCAGGAGACGGUGCGGGAUCUGAAGAAGAGGCACAGGAAACUCAGUAAGAAUCGUAGGUACCUCUUGCAAGAUAUCGUCUCAGGGAAGUUUAAGGAAUUGUAUUCCGAUUCCGGCCGCAACAGGGUAAUGGGGAUUUUCAGGGAAGCCGAGGAGCUGGACAAGGAGUUGAUGAUUAUUAAGGAGAAGGAGAAGGAGAAGCAGGAGACGGUGGUGGAUUCCGGCGAGGAGGAGAUGGGCAGGGAUUCGGCGCGGCACCAGUCCCUGAUGGAGGGGCAACUCAGGAAGGAGCAGGAGAGACUCAGGAAGGUUCGGUACCAACUCAAGAAGAAGAUGAGGAGCGAGUCCGACAAGGACCCGGCGAUGCAGAGGAUGCUCUUGAGUCAGCAGCAGAUACUCUGGACCAAGGAGCAAGCACUCUUGACGGUGAUGAGGCAGUCCGGGAUGGGGAUGGGGAUGGGGAUGGAGAUGGAGAUGGAGAUGGAGAUGGAUUCUGAUUCUGAUUCUGAUUCUGGCUCUGGCUCCGGCUCCGGUUCCGGCCAUGAGAUGGACGAGAGGGAUUCCAGCAAGGAGCCGGUGAGGGAUGCCGGCGGCAAAGAGGGGCAGAUGGCCAAUGACUUGGUUGGUGUUCUUUCCGGCCACCUUGGGAUGCUUAAGAGGGAGAUCUCGUUCCUGAGGACAGAGGUCAAGUCCCGGGGAUUGGCUGGAAACAGGGCUUGUCAAGAGCAGAUCAUGUCUAACCUAAGGCCCCUCGAUGAAAAUCUUCUCAAGAAGGUGAAUUUGCCUUACCUAGGUUCCAACACUGAGGAGGUGAUGGAUUUUCUGCUGGUCGAGACGCAGCAGUUGCUCUACCGCUUCAACUCUCUCGCAUCCAUUCUACAAAAACUCAGAAUCCCCAUAUCUUCCGACAAGAUUGAUAAGCUGCGUCUCAUAUCCAAUGCACUUGUGGGCAUCUCGGAGCUUAUCAAGAGGCACAAAUCUGUUGCUGCUGACAAGCAAGAUGGUGAAGAUCGUUUGGACUGUGCCGGCUGGGAGGCUACAUGGGGAAGCUCGACAGGAAGACAUGGUUGCUUUGACGACAUAACAACAUUGAGUCCUAUGCAGUUUACGGCUUCCACACCUGGAAGCUUCCCAUCAUCGUCCGUGGCUGGUCCCGCCUUGGAGAUCUACUCAAUCAAGCUCAUUAAUCUGAAUCCUAAUCUGAGUUGGCCCAUUGAUGUCUAUGGUGUGGUCGCUGCACGGGAUGAUUUUGACCACAACCGCAACAUUCUCUUCUGCCGGUCAAGUGCAGACUGCCAAAGAAUUAACCAAGAGGACCCUUUUUUGCACUUGAUUGGCCCGUCUCGUGCAAUUGUAGCUGAAGAACCUGUGAUGUUUCAAAUUGAACUGAAAUUGAAGUAUGGAGCAAAUUUCAAAGAUACAGCAUCGUUCACUUCCAACCAAAGUUAUCGCUCCAUCAUGCCAUAUGAUACCAUGCAGAUCUAUAACCGCUGUUGUACAGCAGAGAUAAGCCUCGGGCGAGUUGCUCCAGCAAUCCAGGCCACAAUUGUAGGUGUUUGUGUGACUAAAGGGGAGUGGCCUUUUAAGUAUGGAUGUAAAGUUUCUUGCUUCUUUUCUCCUGCUGAUGCAACGGAGGGAUGCGAGGCAGAAGUCGUUUUGCUUGACCGCCGUGCUAAAAGGAUGCGUGCGGGAUCAGAUGGGUAUCUUUCUUUGUCAAGAAAUGUCGUGUCAGUGGGAUUGCAGGGCACACUCCGAGUCGUCACAGAAGCAUACUCAGAGUCCGGACUCAAUAUUGUUCGAAAAUAUCACGCUGAAUUUCCUAUCCAGCAGAGUCAGAUAGAUAGUCGUGAGUGCUCAGUUGACGGCUCCACAUUGAAGAUAGUUGUUGCUUGGUCUCGCCUUGUCAUUGACAAGGAUGAUCUUGUACUCGAUGGUUAUUGAAGGAGGAACUGAGGAUGCACAAAGGAACAAUGGAGCUGGUGGUGCUGUGUGUUAAUUCCUUAGUUUAGAAUGGAGCUGGUGGUGGCAUGAAGACGUGGUUCCUUAGUUUAGAAUGUUGAAUCGUGAUGAUGUCUAGUUUGAAAGACGAGAAUUAUCAUAUGGUAGUACUGCUGAUGACUAAAAAACUAUGCAUGUUGAGGACUUUGUCCAUGGUUUGAUUCUGUGGGUUGAGAGCUACUGUAAUUUGGUUGGCUUCCUCGACAUUAUGCCUGUGAA
Molecule: messenger RNA, 2484 nt
Organism: Triticum aestivum (bread wheat)
Lineage: Eukaryota; Viridiplantae; Streptophyta; Magnoliopsida; Poales; Poaceae
Exons: 4
Coding region: 136-2208 (690 amino acids)
Source: RefSeq, a predicted model, not a curated record